Molecule: messenger RNA, 354 nt
Organism: Zingiber officinale
Lineage: Eukaryota; Viridiplantae; Streptophyta; Magnoliopsida; Zingiberales; Zingiberaceae
Exons: 3
Coding region: 1-354 (117 amino acids)
Source: RefSeq, a predicted model, not a curated record
AUGGAAAGACUUGCCAUCUUCCAGUGGUCCAAUCUAUCUCCAUUCCAUUCAUAUUGGGCAGUAAAAGCAUGCAACUUCGAUACUAGCACUACUGGAGAGGAAAGAAAAUUGCAACUUCAAGAACUUGAGGAGAUUAUACUGGAAGCUUAUGAGAAUUCACGGAUUUACAAGGAAAAGACUAAGAACUUUCAUGACAAGCACAUUGUGGUAAAAGAAUUCAAAAUUGGUGAUAAAGUGCUUUUGUAUAAGUCAUGUCUGAAAUUGAUUAAGGAGAUACAGGAAGUUACUACCGGUCAAACGUUCAAAGUGAAUGAUCACCGACUCAAGAAAUUUCAUGAGGGAGUUAAUGAAUAA